AUGGCGACCAAGAACGAGACAAUUUUCUAUGAAGUUAUUCUACUGGGAUUUUCCAAUGAUCCAGUGGUAAACGCUGCGCUAUUUGUGUUAUUUGUUAUCAUCUACAUAGUAACUGUUGCUGGAAAUGGCCUUAUAUUGUUCAUGAUCUUCAUUAAUCCACAGUUACAUACUCCAAUGUAUUUCUUUCUCUGCAUGUUGUCCAUUCUGGACAUGUGCUACUCAACAACUGCCGUACCCAAGUUGUUAGCAGACCUCUUUUCUUCUCAUAGGACAAUCUCAUCUGCUGGUUGCAGCAUUCAGAUCUACGUCAUUCUACUUGUGGAGGGAUCUGAGUGUCUUCUCCUUGCCCUCAUGGCUUAUGACCGAUAUGUUGCUAUAUGCCAACCGCUCUAUUACUUUGUUCUCAUGCGUUGGAGCGUUUGUUAUAAGCUGGUGACACUAAUAUUUAUUGGUAGCUUUAUGAUGUGUGCUUUUCCAUCAUUUUUCAUGCAGGUAACCUUUUGUGACAACCAGGUCAACCACUUCAUGUGUGAGAUGCUGGCUAUACUAAAGUUGGCAUGUACCGAUAUUUCAUCCAAUGAGCUUGUGAUAUUUUCCAUCAGCUUUCUUUCACUUCUCCUCCCCCUUGUGAUUAUUCUGGUGUCAUAUGGUUGUAUUAUAUCCUCAGUAUUAAAUAUCCACAAUGCAGGUAGGUCUAAGGCGUUCUCCACCUGCACGUCCCAUCUAGCUGUGGUGGCUCUCUAUUUUGGGACAGUGAUGCUUAUGUACUUUGGGCCAUCAUCUCAGUACUCCACAAAUCAGGAGAAGUAUAGCUCCAUAUUUUAUGUUAUUUUAUCUCCAAUGCUGAAUCCUCUGAUCUACAGUCUGAAUAACAGGGAAGUUAAAGAUACAUUUAGGAAACAUUGUCAAAAUGUAAUGAUUUUCUCAAAAGUUCAAAUAUUUUAA
This is a messenger RNA of Pseudophryne corroboree (corroboree frog), 945 nucleotides long. RefSeq names its product olfactory receptor 13C9-like. The transcript has a single exon. Gene Ontology annotation, molecular function: odorant binding; olfactory receptor activity; G protein-coupled receptor activity. The record is from RefSeq and is a predicted model, not a curated record. NCBI's taxonomy places the organism in Eukaryota, Metazoa, Chordata, Amphibia, Anura, Myobatrachidae. Bases 1 to 945 code for a protein of 314 amino acids. Gene Ontology annotation, biological process: G protein-coupled receptor signaling pathway. Gene Ontology annotation, cellular component: membrane.